Molecule: messenger RNA, 1401 nt
Organism: Trichoderma citrinoviride
Lineage: Eukaryota; Fungi; Ascomycota; Sordariomycetes; Hypocreales; Hypocreaceae
Exons: 4
Coding region: 1-1401 (466 amino acids)
Biological process (GO): G protein-coupled receptor signaling pathway
Cellular component (GO): cytoplasm
Molecular function (GO): G-protein alpha-subunit binding; guanyl-nucleotide exchange factor activity
Source: RefSeq, a predicted model, not a curated record
AUGUGGCUGACCAAAGCCUGUCCAGCAAAACUCAAAGCAGUGACUGAGCUGGUCAACAAACUCACUCAGAACCUUGAUAAUGACUCCCUAUCCCCUAAAGACCGAGAUGAGGCUCUUGAAGAGCUAAAGAUUUACGGGCGAGACCCUCGGAAUGCAGAUCCCAUCUUCACCAAAGAGGGCAUCUCUAUGCUGUUACGGUAUGGUUUUGACAGUUCGUCUAGCGACACGGCCCGAGCGGCUCUGAGGGUUGUGGCAAACUCAAUGCUGCUAAAGCCUGAAACGAGGCGGAUGCUCGUAGACCAGGGGUACGCCGUAAAGGCCUGCGAGGGACUCAAGACUGACAACUGGGAUGACGAGUUUCUCAAGUCACGCAUUCUACUGCUGUCCACCUACGGCACCAAGGAGCAUCUGGCCAAUCUCAUUGCCGAGCACAAUCUUGCUGAGAAUAUCACAGAGAAUCUGAGCCGGCAUGCUAAGCUCGUUGAGACCAAGUCCUCGCAGCCGCAGCCCAUGGAAGACAUGGCGCUUGCUGAGACAUUGAAGCUCUUGUUCAACGUCACUCACUUCGCCAAGGAUGAAGUUUCUCGGUUCAAUGCAGCCGUUCCGCACAUUAUUACACUGCUAUGGAAGCAGGACAUUCCAACCUCUAAUCCGCUCGAUUCUCCUUUUGGACCAUUGGUCAACACCUUGAUCAACCUCGACAUUUCUACCCCUUCCAACCAAGAGGCCAUCUAUCCUAGCUCUGACCCCAACAAGGUCGCCGCCAGACUGAUUUCACUCCUCGAUGCGGCCAUGGCACAUUACGGUGAUAGUGAUCUCGAGGCUACCGUCACUCCUUUGGUCAGCACGAUACUCAAGGUCCACGAGCAUGCUCCCGAAUCGGUGCGCCAGUUCAUCAGCAGCAAACUACUACCGACCGCAGAAGAGAGAAAGGCAGUUCUCGGCAAAGGCACGACACUUUCGGCAAGACUACUAAAGAACUCGACCAAUCCGUUGACUCCCUCCCUUCGAGAUGUCAUCGCACACCUGCUCUUCAAUCUAUCGGACAAGGAUGCGUCAAAGUUUGUCGAGAACGUCGGUUACGGCUUUGCUUCCGGCUUUUUGUUCCAGAAUAACGUACCGAUUCCCGGAAGUGCGUCAAGAGCCUUCAAUGCCGGCGACUCUACAGGUGCCCAGAGGCUUGUGAAUCCCAUUACAGGACAAUUCCUGGACCAGGAGAAGGUUGCAGAGAUGCCUCCCAUGACUGAAGAUGAGAAAUUACGCGAGGCGGAGAGACUGUUUGUGCUCUUCGAACGACUCAAGAAGAACGGCGUGAUCGACGUCGAAAAUCCCGUUGCACAGGCUUUACGAGAAGGAAAAUUCCGAGACCUUGGCGAUGACGAGGUCGAGGAGCUUGACUGA